CUCCCUGCUCCAGUUGCAUGCCGGGUAGUGGAUGAUGGCUGAGGGCUGUGUGGAGGAAUGAAGUGGCUGACCGCUGCCUGUCUCCCGGCUGAAGCGCGCUCUGUGCGGCCUCAGGUCUUUGAGCAGAGCGGAGCUAUGAGGAGGACCGUACUGUUGCCUCCAGGCGUCCUGGUUGUCGGACUAUGCUGUGUUUGUCCACUGGGUGGCGCCUCCUGAGCCAAGCUCACCGCCUCCCUCCCUCCCGGCCCCGUCAGUCCGUCACCAUGUACACCACCCGCCUCUACAGCACCUCUGGGGGAGGAGGAGGGGGAGGAGGUGGGGUCAAACAUGGGAGAAGGGCGGGGCUGGCCGUGAUGGAGGCACCCCACCCUCCUCACCACCACCUCCCUCACCACCCGACUCCACCUCCCCCUGCCUACCACCUGUACCAGGGCCGCCCCGACGCCCACAGAGGAGCCCACUUCUACCACCCGCAACCUGCCCACUUGGCCCCACCCCAAUUCUCCCCCCACUACCAGCACCACUCCCACUUCCAAACUUAUGGAGGGGGGGCUCCAGGGGGCGGGGCCGCUGCCCCUGGCAGCAAGAAGAAGACGUGGAACUUCAUCCAUGAGAAGAUGAGCUACGACACGUUCUUCACCAUGAAGCGCCUGAUUGAGCGUUCGCGGCGGCCUGACGAGGUUCUGCGCUGGGUCACCCAGAACCCGGCCAAGAUCUCCCACAACCACUACCCCGUCGCCCUGCAGAAGAUCGGACAGCUGCUGCAGGCCACGCCAUCACCACGAACCAGAGGGGACGCCACAGAAGCCCCGGCAGGUGGAGGAGCAGAGGGGGGAGACGAACGCCAGAUCCUUGAGCAUCAGGACUUUCAGACGCUCUGUAACGCCAUCGUCAACGACUGCGCCAAGUUUGACAACUUCAGCAUUGUCAACUGUUUGUAUGCUGUGGCAGCACUUGGUCUAUCCAGUGACGCUCAGGUGGUCCACGUGUUGGAGGCGGAGUCUCAGGCCAGACUGAGCCAGUUUAACCAGAAGGACGUUUCCAUGGUGUUCAGCUCCAGUAUGAAGCUCCAUCCAGGAAGUCAACACCCGCUGACCGAGGCCUGCUUAGCCGGCCUGGAGAAGAACCUGGAGAGAGAGCGCCACCCGCAGACGCUCUUCUUGUUGCUCUCGUAUUACAGACUCAAGUGGCGCUCGCUGCAGCAGCAGGAGCCCUCUGCCACUGCAGGGGGCGCUGCAACCACCACUGCUAAAACCAACAACACGCCCCCAAACCCUGAACUACUGCUUACCAACAGGAAGAUCUUACGUCUUGUUAAACACACUUUGGCGAGUGUCAGCGGCGUUCGUGACCAGGAGAUGGCGCUGUUGGAUGAGAUGCUGGCGGCGUGUGCUCGAGAGGCGAGCAACAAGAGUCUGGAGUUGAUCUUCAGUUCCCACCUGUUCUACCAGAACCGACAGGAGAAGUUCAUCAGCAGCCUGGCAGAGGAGCUCCCCAAGAAGGUUGACAGCAUCACGCCGUACACCAUGGCUCUGAUUGCCAAAUACAUCGCUCGCCAUCGCCUGAGAGAGACCCGACUGCUUGACACCAUCGCAGACUUCUUGGUGAAGAAGGCGGAGUACCUGGACAGUAAGGUGAUCCAGAAGCUAGUGUUCCCGUUCAGCAGGAUGAGCUACCGUCCGUCCAAUGAGCAGCAGUUUUUCUCUGGCUUGGAGGAGGUGUUGGAGCUGAAGGCUCUCAGCUCGCCGCUCGCCACCGUCAACAUCCUCAUGUCUCUGUUCCAGCUGGGUCAUUUCCCCAGCCUGGUGCUGCACCGCGUCUUCUCCUCUGCCUUCAUCAGCAACGUCACCAACAGUCCCUAUGCCCUGAUAGUCCGGAGGUACCUGUCUCUGCUGGACGCCGCCAUCGAGCUGGAGUACCGCGACUACACCGGACCACGACUGCAGGAGGCCCACAAAGUCCUGAUGUUUGACCACGCACUGACUGCUGACGAGGUCAACCGCAAGUACAGUUACAAAGGUCUGGUUGCUGAAGCUUUACGUCAGCUGGUUGGAGAACCAAACUACAAACAAGAUGAAGUGCUCCCCCCAGGGUACUACACAGACUUCGUGCUGUGGAUGGACGGUUCUGGUCGGGUUCUACCCGUCGGUUCUGGUCGGGUCCUAGCUGAUGGUUCUGGUCGGGUCCUAGCUGAUGGUUCUGGUCGGGUCCUAGCUGAUGGUUCUGGUCGGGUCCUAGCUGAUGGUUCUGGUCGGGUUCUAGCUGAUGGUUCUGGUCGGGUUCUACCCGUCACACCCGGAGCGGCGCUGCUUCCUGCUUCCUGCGUCGCCAUGGCGUCUAAACCGGCUGACGGCUCAGUUGCCGUGGUGACUUCAGAGUUCCAGAGGUUCUCUCCGUUUGCGGUUCUAGAGGAAGGUGGCGAGUGUCACGUGGGCGAGGCCUUGGAACCCAUCUCCUUCGUGCCCCCCCACAUCCGCAGCACACCGAGGGCCACGCUGCCCUCAGGAGCCCCUCGGCCCACCAACGGGGGCCCCUUGGACUACGGCCCCUACUUUGUCCCGGCAGUGGAGUUCUACUCCAGUCUGGCUAAGGAGCACUCGCUGGAGAGCCAGGACAGCUCCACGCUCAGCAGCCCCCCCUCGGAAGGACAGGGCCCCCCUGUGGAGGCCCCGGCCCCUGACUCUCUCUUCCAGUUCUCCAUCGGGAAGAUCCUGGAGGACGAGGGGGGGCCGGGGGCCCCUGAGAGCCAGGGCACAGACUGUGCGUUGCCAGGGUUCUACAAGGGCGUGACUUAUUCUGAGGUGUCGGGGGCCGACAGGGGGCCCUCAACCCCCCCACAGCUCCACCCCCCUGAUCAACCAGAGCCUGAUACCCCCCCGACCGACCAGAGACCAAUCAGGAGGGUCAUCAUGUCCGUCAAUGACAAGUGGCAUUAUUGUCACAACUCUGAGGUGCUGGUUGGUUCCCGGGCGAUGAGAGACCGCCACCUGAGGCUGCUGGGAUACGUCAUCGUCCAGCUUCCGUAUCAUGAGCUGGAGAAGCUGAACGGCAUCGAGGAGGUGAAGACGUACCUGCAUCAGAAGCUGCUGGACGUCCCACUAUGACGUGUGUGUGUGUGUGUGUGUGUGUGUGUGUGUGUGUGUGUGUGUGUGUGUGUGUGUGUGUGUGUGUGUGUGUGUGUGUGUGUGUGUGUGUGUGUGUGUGUGUGUGUGUGUGUGUGUGUGUGUGUGUGUGUGUGUGUGUGUGUGUGUGUGUGUGUGUGUGUUGGUUAUUAGUUAUUGAUAAAUCUUUAUUGAUCACCGAGUCUAUGAUUUAUCAAUAAAAUAAAUUGAUAAUUUACAGCUACACUGAGCAGCGUUGAAAGGAGCACGCCACUUUUUACAGAACACGUUCCAAAUCCAUUACAACAGCCAAUCGGAACGUCUCAUUUAAUUAUACAUUGGAUCUGAAUGUGAUUCACAGACGUUCUGUAUCGAAUGUAAACGGAGGAUUUGACAGAAACCAGAACGAGUCAAACUGUCCAUGUCGAGUUCAGGAAGUUUAACUCAGUUUUUCUUGACGUCCCUAAAUGCACCGCAGCGGCCAUGUUGAAUUUAGAAGGUCGACAGAAGAUCGUUGAAGUGCUCCUUAAACGUCUCAGUGGAUCAGCUGAGUUCACGCUGCGCUCUGAUUGGACGCUGUGUGAAUGAACAAAUGUUAUUUUUUCCGGGUGGGGGGUGUGGUACCCGUGGUGAGGAUGAUGGAGCUGGGAGUGGAUGCUUUUAUUCUGUGAAGAGGGGUGAGUGUGCGUUUUAGUGUCGGGGUCAAAGCUCAGAUUAUUUAUUUGUGUUUGAGGAAAAGAAGCUUGUUUAUAUUCUAUAAAUCUCUGAAAUCAAAGUCUAUAAAACCUGAAACUAACCACGAGUCUGUUUUAUUGACGUUCAUCACAACAGUUCGUUGUCAGCAUGGUCUUCAUGUGGUUGUUUGCUCAAAAUGAAAUUAAACAUCCAAAAUCAGAAAAAGUG
Platichthys flesus (European flounder) is the source of this 4004-nucleotide messenger RNA. It is a transcript of the gene fastk, whose product is annotated as Fas-activated serine/threonine kinase. The transcript has 11 exons. Gene Ontology annotation, molecular function: RNA binding. The record is from RefSeq and is a predicted model, not a curated record. The coding region runs from base 183 to 3104 and encodes 973 amino acids. NCBI's taxonomy places the organism in Eukaryota, Metazoa, Chordata, Actinopteri, Pleuronectiformes, Pleuronectidae. Gene Ontology annotation, cellular component: mitochondrial matrix; ribonucleoprotein granule. Gene Ontology annotation, biological process: regulation of mitochondrial mRNA stability; mitochondrial RNA processing.